ACCACCAUAUUCUUCCCCCAUCUUCUUUGUGCAGAUUCUUCUUCAUCGUUUCUCUUUAAUUUUCAUUUUCAACAAGCAGGAGGGUGAAAAAAACAGAGCUUUUUCCUGCCUUCUUGGUUUCUUUCUCCCACUUUUCGGCCCUCUCCAGUCAGUUUCUUCCGCAGUUACUUCUCUGCAUAUGGUUCCCACCAGCUGGUCGGGUUCUUCCAGCAAGAGUCAAACCUCAAAACCCGCAUGCUCUGUCGCGCUCUCGUCUUCCACGGUUUCGAGUCAUUUUUCUUCUGGUUUUAUUUGCUGGAGGCAACUAAAUUUGGAAUCUUUGUUUGUUUUCGGUUUGGACACAUCUCUUGAUUCCCAGGGUUCUUUGGUUAGCAACUAACCACAUAGCAUCACAUUCUGAUUGGGUAUCAGAAAAAGAAUCUGGGGACUCGCCGAUUCUGUUUUCUUUGGUGUCUGGGUGCUGGUUGGGUUGUUUAAUUUUUUAACCUUUCUGCAAAAUUUUGUUCCUCCUGUUGUAAUUUGAAGCUGAAGCUCUUUGGGUGGAUAAGACAGCAUCUUGUCUCUGUCAACUUCAGGAGCUCCCUUUUGAUCUGCUUUCUUCUGGGUGCUCAAUUUGGAGGUUUAAGUGGGAUUCUUUGACUCUUCCAUUGCUGAAUGCCAAUCACCAAGGUGAGAUUUUUGAGUAGUUCCCCGUAGCUGGACUGUUUCUCUGGAUCUGAUAGUGGCUUUACAGGUCAGUCUUAGAUAACUGUGGCAAAAGAAGAAAAGAAAAAGAACUUGUCGGUACUGUUUCUGCCCAAAGUUGUCGAGUUUACUGUGUUGGAUGAGUCUGUUCCAUAUACUUGUGGGUUUGAAGGCAGGGCAAUUAAUUUGGAUGUUAUGUUGGUGGAUAGCAUCUGUAUUUUCGAUGAACUGGUUCAUUAACGGGGGGCUCAUGGAUGCCAAGACUGGCCUGCUUGGAGGGGAUGGCAAGAUUUCGCUGAGUUGGUGCGAGAAAAUGUCAGGGAACAUCUCCAAGAUUCAGCAUCAGUAUGACCAGUUGUUUGGGUCCAAGAGGACUAACAACGCAUUGUGGAGGAAGCUGUUGUACACGUGGGUGCUCGGUGCCACCAUGGUUUCUCUGUGGAUAUUCUUGUACAUGAGCUCGCAAGCUAUUGAGAAGAGGAAAGAGACGCUAGCUAGCAUGUGUGAUGAGAGGGCUCGGAUGUUGCAGGACCAGUUCAACGUGAGCAUGAACCAUGUUCAGGCUAUGUCAAUUUUGAUCUCGACCUUUUACCAUGGCAAGAGCCCCUCUGCUAUCGACCAGAGGACUUUUGCUAGAUAUACCGAAAGAACUGCUUUUGAGAGGCCUCUCACUAGUGGCGUGGCAUAUGCAGUGAGAGUGCUCCAUUCGGAGAGGGCAGAGUUCGAGAAACAGCAAGGCUGGCCUAUCCGGAGAAUGGAUACCCUGGAGCAAAAUCCGGUUCAUAAGGAUGACUAUGACCCUGAAAUGUUGGAGCCCUCUCCAAUUCAGGAAGAAUAUGCCCCCGUCAUUUUUGCUCAAGAUACUAUCUCCCACAUAGUUUCCCUCGACAUGCUCUCAGGAAAGGAAGAUCGUGAAAAUGUAUUGCGUGCAAGAGCUUCGGGAAAAGGGGUUCUUACCGCUCCUUUCAGGCUGAUUAAAACGAACCGUCUGGGGGUCAUAUUAACCUUUGCUGUCUAUAAAAUUGAUCUUCCUUCAAAUGCAACUCCCGAUGAAAGAAUCCAGGCAACGGCUGGGUACAUUGGUGGAGUCUUUCAUAUUCAAUCACUGGUGGAGAAAUUGCUGCAACAGCUGGCUAGCAAGCAGACCAUUGUGGUGAAUGUAUUGGACACCACCAAUCAGUCACAUCCAAUCAGUAUGUAUGGUUCAGAUGAAGCGGAUGAUGCUUUGGAGUAUGUCAGUACACUUAAUUUUGGUGAUCCAUUUAGGAAGCAUGAGAUGCGAUGCAGAUUCAAGCAGAAACCUCCAUGGCCAUGGCUUGCGAUAACAACAUCGUAUGGGGUUCUUGUGAUUGCGAUGCUCAUUGGGCAUAUAUUCUAUGCAACAGUAAAUAGGAUUGCCAAAGUCGAAGAUGACUUCCAUAAAAUGACGGAGCUCAAAAAGCAGGCCGAGGCAGCUGACGUAGCAAAGUCUCAGUUCCUUGCCACUGUUUCCCACGAAAUUAGAACUCCGAUGAAUGGUGUUUUAGGAAUGUUGCAUAUGUUGAUGGACACGGAUCUAGAUGUGACUCAACAGGAUUAUGUCAGAACUGCCCAGGCCAGUGGAAAAGCUCUGGUCUCACUUAUAACUAAGGUUUUGGACCAAGCAAAGAUUGACUCUGGUAAACUUGAACUUGAGGCGGUACAAUUUGAUCUGCGGGCAAUACUCGAUGAUGUAUUGUCCCUCUUUUCUGGGAAGGCCCAGGAAAAAGGAGUGGAGUUGGCUGUUUUCAUUUCCGAUCGGGUUCCUGAGAAGUUAAUUGGUGACCCUGGAAGAUUUCGACAAAUCAUAACCAACCUCAUGGGAAACUCGAUUAAAUUCACAGAGAAAGGCCAUAUCUUUGUCACAGUGCAUCUUACUCAAGAGGUCAUGGACUCGUUAGAUGUUGAGACCGAGUCACCGUCGAAGAAUACCUUGAGCGGUUUCCAAGUUGUUGAGAGACGUCUAAGCUGGGCGACAUUCAAGACCUUUAGCCAAGAAGAACGUGUUUGUCCUUACCCUUCGUCUACCUACCACCCCAUCAAUCUAAUUGUAUCAGUUGAGGAUACGGGAGUUGGGAUCCCAGUUGAGGCCCAAUCUCGUGUUUUUACUCCCUUCAUGCAAGUUGAUCCUUCCAUAUCCCGUACACAUGGAGGGACUGGUAUAGGGCUAAGCAUAAGCAAGUGUUUGGUUGAACUCAUGAAUGGAGAGAUUGGAUUUGUGAGCAUACCGAAUGUAGGAUCCACGUUUACCUUCACGGCAGUCUUCAAUAAUGGCUGUUCCGAUUUGCACGAGUACACGAGCCAGAAAAUAAACAAUCAAUCCAAUUCUGCAAACUCGGAGUUUGAAGGCAUGAGUGCAUUGGUGGUGGAUCCCAGAUCUGUCCGGGCCAAAGUAUCCAAGUAUCAUGUCCAGAGGCUUGGAAUCCAAGUCGAGAUCGUCUCAGACUUGAAUCAAGUUUUAUCAUCAGUAAAAAGCAGGAACCCCAGAAUCAACAUGGUGCUUGUUGAAGAGGAGGUCUGGAACAAUGAUUUAGAUUUGUCAGUUCUGUUUGUUGAUCAGUUAAGGCGUACAGAACAAAAGGUUCCUCCAAAACUCUUCCUUUUAGCGAAAUCCAUUAGUCCAACCCGGAGCAACAAUGUGAUGGCUGGUGCUCAUAGUCCUGCUGUCAUCAUAAAACCUCUACGGGCUAGUAUGGUGGCCGCUUCUCUACAGCGAACCAUGGGUAACGUGGGGAACAAGGGAAAUUGCCGCAAUGGCGAAGUCUCCAGGUUAUCUCUGCAGCAUCUUCUCCUAGGAAGAAAGAUUCUAAUCGUAGAUGACAAUAAGGUGAAUCUUAAAGUGGCUGUGGGUGCAUUGAAAAGAUAUGGAGCUGAAGUGGUCUGCGCAGAAAGUGGGAAAGAAGCAAUUAGUUUGCUUACGCCGCCACACAGCUUCUAUGCUUGCUUCAUGGAUAUCCAGAUGCCGGCAAUGGAUGGGUUUGAAGCUACAAAAAAAAUCCGAGACAUGGAAAAAAGCAUCAACCGGAAAAUCCAACUUGGGGAAGUAUCUGCAGAAGCGCAUGGAGAUGUCUCCAAUUGGCACGUCCCCAUCUUGGCCAUGACGGCGGAUGUGAUUCAAGCGACUCACGAACGGUGCAUGAAGUGCGGAAUGGAUGGAUACGUCUCGAAGCCAUUCGAAGCAGAACAACUUUAUCGGGAAGUUUCGCGAUUUUCCUCAUCAGCACCGAAUUGGAAACUGUAAAGGGACUCCAUUGCUGGUCGCUGAAUUCAUGAUGGACUGCCAUUCUUCUAGCUUCGCUUCAAUAAGUUCUUUACCAAAAGCUUUUCAGGUAUUACUUGUGGAAGUGUGUGUAAAUAAAGCAACGCCUUACUGCUGGAAAAUCGGUUUUUGACAGAUUGUCCAUACAUAGCAAAAGCUUGUUCUUUGUUUUUCCUUACACGCUCCGUCUCAUCAUCACGCGUGACACCGCCAUCCGCAGUCGAGCAAAUAGAAGUUCUUCAGAGGGAUUCAGAUUCCGAACAAGAAGUCGUCCCGGGAAAUCAAGAGAAUCAAUUGUACUAUAGCAACAACAACAGUAUUGUAUCAUAUUUCUUAGACAUAUUCAUGUGAACUCACCAUUCACAGUCAUCUUGUUCUUAUUUAGGACAGCCGCUGUCUGUAGAUAUUGUACAAUGGUGUUCGAUUCAGAUGUAAGAAUGAGAGUUGCCGGUCUUAGCA
This is a messenger RNA of Rhodamnia argentea, 4420 nucleotides long. RefSeq names its product histidine kinase 3-like. Gene Ontology annotation, biological process: phosphorylation; phosphorelay signal transduction system. The record is from RefSeq and is a predicted model, not a curated record. Gene Ontology annotation, molecular function: phosphorelay sensor kinase activity. Lineage: Eukaryota; Viridiplantae; Streptophyta; Magnoliopsida; Myrtales; Myrtaceae.